Molecule: messenger RNA, 1559 nt
Organism: Molossus molossus (Pallas's mastiff bat)
Lineage: Eukaryota; Metazoa; Chordata; Mammalia; Chiroptera; Molossidae
Gene: EDA
Product: ectodysplasin A
Exons: 8
Coding region: 238-1413 (391 amino acids)
Biological process (GO): animal organ development; immune response
Cellular component (GO): membrane
Molecular function (GO): death receptor agonist activity; death receptor binding; tumor necrosis factor receptor binding
Source: RefSeq, a predicted model, not a curated record
AUUCCCUGGCGGGCCGAGCGCCCCUCUCUCCCGCCCCUCCUCCUCCUUUUCCCACCCCUCGCAGUGGAGCUGCACAUGCGGCUUCUCCUUGCUCGGUCCCGCCCAGCCUCCGUCGCGGGAACGGGUCCCUGCAGCCCCCAGCCCAUGGCAGGACAGUAGCCGCCUGUCAGGGGUCGUGAACGGCUGAGGCAGACGCGGCGGCUCCCGGGCCUCAGAGAGUGGGCGUCUCCAGAGGCCAUGGGCUACCCCGAGGUAGAGCGCAGGGAGCCCCUGCCUGCGGCAGCGCCAAGGGAGCGGGGCAGCCAGGGCUGCGGCUGUCGCGGGGCCUCUGCCCGGGCGGGCGAAGGGAACAGCUGCCGGCUCUUCCUGGGCUUCUUUGGCCUCUCGCUGGCCCUCCACCUGCUGACAUUGUGCUGCUACUUAGAGUUGCGCUCCGAGUUGCGGCGGGAACGGGGAGCGGAGUCCCGCCUUGGCGGCCCCGGCGCCCCUGGCACCUCUGGCACCCUGAGCGGCCCCGGUGGCCUCGACCCUGACGGUCCCAUCACCCGCCACUUCGGGCAGCCGUCACUUCAGCAGCAGCCGCUAGAACCCGGAGAAACCACUGUCCCGCCAGACUCCCAGGACGGGCACCAGAUGGCCCUUCUGAAUUUUUUCUUCCCGGAAGAAAAGUCAUACUCUGAAACAGAAAGUAGGCGUGUUCGUCGCAACAAAAGAAGCAAAAGCAACGAAGGAGCAGAUGGUCCAGUUAAAAACAAGAAAAAGGGAAAGAAGGCAGGACCUCCUGGGCCAAAUGGCCCCCCAGGACCUCCAGGACCUCCAGGACCCCAGGGACCUCCAGGAAUCCCAGGGAUUCCUGGAAUUCCAGGAACAACUGUUAUGGGGCCACCUGGCCCUCCAGGUCCUCCUGGUCCUCAAGGACCCCCUGGCCUCCAGGGACCUUCUGGUGCUGCUAACAAAGCCGGAACUCGAGAGAACCAGCCAGCUGUGGUGCAUCUGCAGGGCCAAGGGUCAGCAAUUCAAGUCAAGAAUGAUCUUUCAGGUGGAGUGCUCAAUGACUGGUCUCGCAUCACUAUGAACCCCAAGGUGUUUAAGCUACAUCCCCGCAGCGGGGAGCUGGAGGUACUGGUGGACGGCACCUACUUCAUCUAUAGUCAGGUAGAAGUAUACUACAUCAACUUCACUGACUUUGCCAGCUAUGAGGUGGUGGUGGACGAGAAGCCCUUUCUGCAGUGUACCCGCAGCAUCGAGACGGGCAAGACCAACUACAACACGUGCUACACCGCAGGCGUCUGCCUCCUCAAAGCCCGGCAGAAGAUCGCCGUGAAGAUGGUGCACGCCGACAUCUCCAUCAACAUGAGCAAGCACACCACCUUCUUUGGGGCCAUCAGGCUGGGCGAGGCCCCUUCAUCCUAGAUUCCCCCCAUUUGACCCCUGCCCACGCCCUUGUCCCAGGUCUGGGAGCUGGGACCCCCAGAACCUCAAAGUGUUGCUGUGGAGUGAGGCAUAUGGGUGUUGCAGCUGCAGAGAGAAAGGCCCCACUGCUAUUUAUUCCCCAGUGA